AUGCAACCAACAUGGGUUAGAAAUACAACAUCAGGUCCACUAAAGCUUCCUGUGAUAGGAAGAGGUUCAAGUGUGGGUGACACUGGCAGUACAACAGUGGGUGUUAAUGACAUAGACAAAGGUAGAGGUGCAACUUUUGGUGCUGGUGGCAGUGUAGCUAUGGGUACUGGUGAUAAAGACAGAAGUGCAGUUGUGAAAGGCAAAAGUGCAGUGGGUGGAGGUGGUAAAGGCAAAGGUGCAACUUUGGGUGUUGGUGGCAGUGCAACUGUGGGUACUAGUGGUAGAGGCAACAUUGCAGUUGUGAAAGGCAAAAGUGUAGUAGGUGGAGGUGAUAGAGGCAAAGGUGCAACUUUGGGUGUUGGUGGCAGUACAAUUGUAGGUAUUGGUGGUAGAGGCGGUAGUAUAGCCGUGAAAGGAAAAAGUGUAGUGGGUGGAGGUGGUAGAGGCAAAGAUGCAACUUUAGGUGCUCGUGGCAAUGUAGUUGUGGGUACUAGUGGUAGAGGCAGCAGUGCAACUAUGAAAGGCAAAAGUGCAGUGGGUGGAAGUGGCAGAGGCAAAGAUGCAGCUUUGGGUGUUGGUGCUCCAACCAUUUCAAGUCUUCUCCAAAAGAUAAGACACAAAAAGAAGGGAAACAAACAAGG
Molecule: messenger RNA, 641 nt
Organism: Ilex paraguariensis (yerba mate)
Lineage: Eukaryota; Viridiplantae; Streptophyta; Magnoliopsida; Aquifoliales; Aquifoliaceae
Source: the annotation of a GenBank genome assembly